Molecule: messenger RNA, 2396 nt
Organism: Oncorhynchus mykiss (rainbow trout)
Lineage: Eukaryota; Metazoa; Chordata; Actinopteri; Salmoniformes; Salmonidae
Gene: ccdc89
Product: coiled-coil domain containing 89
Source: RefSeq, a predicted model, not a curated record
GAUUCCCUUUUCCAUUUCCCUUGUGCAUUUGUGUCGAGCUGUAUAAUUCCGUGGCUCAUGUCUUUUGGCACAAGCCAAUUAGCCAAAUAAAUACAUAGAAAAUCAACUACGUUAUUAUAAAUGUAACAAUUCUGGUCAAACAUGAUUAAUGUUGGUGUGUGCCACCGCUCACUAAGAAAUGGUGCGAGGAAAUGUAAAGAUGGGAGGGGAGAAAAUGGUUUCGGGUAGGCAACUGAAAUGACAGUUGCCAGUAGCAACAGCUGAAACUUUGCGGUUCUCCGACAAGACCCGUUGUAAAAGACUCGUUGAAGUAGUAGCGUUAAGUGAACGACACUGAUUUACGCAUCUCGAAGCUCGAAUACCCUUUUCUAAAGGCAGUCGACAUGGCAUCACCCCACAGAAGUCCAAAAGAUUUAAGGAAGAUGAUAAGAGAGACCAAACAGGACAUGGACGAUGUCCACAAGUCUUUGGAGAAACUGCGUGGCCUUUCCCUGGAAGAGAGGACGGAGUCAGGGAUGCUGCGGUCAAGGAUAGACGAGCAAUCGAGUUUGAUUUGCAUUUUGAAACAAAGAGCAGACGACAUGCUUCUUCGUUGUCAGGCUCUGGAGAGGAUCAACUCUGAGUUAGAAGACCUGAGAGCAGACGUACAGACCGAACUUGACAAGGAAAAGAAGAGAUCCAUGCAGUUAGAGCAAAGGUUUAUGGAUCUGGCAGCCAACCAUCAGGAGCUGAUACAUUUCAAGGACGAGUACAAAAGACAGAAUGCCAAACUAAAACAGGAGAAUGAACGACUUCAGGAAGAAAACAAGAAACUUUUCUCUAAAGACUUACAAGACAAAGAAGCAGUUGUUUUGAAACUAACACAAGAACUGAGAGACCUUGCAGAGCAACAUAGAAGUCUUGAUAAUGAAUAUCAGGGAAAAACAACUGGGUUCAAGACCAAACUUAAAGGGCUCAUGGAUCUCCAUCAUACUAAGGAGGCGUCCUUACAAGGUGAAUUGCAUGAUGCUCAAAGACAGCUGAGCAAUGCAGUGGAGAUGUGCACAGAACUUGAUCAACAGCUUAAAAAAGCAAGAGAAAAUGAUUCAUUGAAAGGGACAGAGAUGCAGAAAAAAAUGGAGGUCUUGGCCAAGGAAAAAGACAAAUUCUUGGAUCUCUCGAUGCAAAGGGGGAAACUAAUACAGGAUAAACAGGUGGAAAUCCAGCAGUUGGAGACAAAAAGGCAAGAGGUGGAAAAAAACAGGGCUGCUGCAGAAGAAAGGUUUGAAAGAGAGGCAGCUGUGGUGAACACUAAUUUGAAAGUCAAAGAACUCCAGCAUGCUCUUGAUCAGUCUGUGAACACUUGCAACAAGCUGACGAAGGAUUUUGAAGCCUAUAAAAACCACAGCACCGACCUACUUGAAAAGGAAAAGGAGUUAAAUGCCAAGCUGCGCCAUAUGAUUGGCUAAGACUACCUCCCAUUCCAUCCACCCAUUCACUGAUGUAAUAAGAUAGGAGUAUGAAUUUGCUUCUCUCCCAGGCCCACCCAUGGCUGUGCCCAUGCACAGUCAUGUGAAAUCCAUAGAUUAGGGCCUGAUGAAUUACUUUCAAUUGACAGAUUUCCUUAUAUGAACUGUAACUCAGUAAAAUCGUUGAUAUUGUUGCAUGUUGAGUUUAUGUUUUUGUUCAGUGUAUUUACAUUGUGUGCACAUGCUUCAUGUGAUAGAAAUCUGAACAUACUACCUGCGCUUUGAAAAUUUGGAUUAAUUAUAAUUUCCUGUGGAUAUAUUGUUUUGAAUUUAUUCCUACAUAAUGACUAACCAUGUAGACUAACUGGUAGAGAAAGUUCAAAUGUAAUUUUAUCCAACAUCCAGGCUUGUAGAGGUCCUGAGAGGACCAUUUCAAACACAAACACUGAAAUGUCCCAGACGGUGGAUUUAGAAAUUCUUCCGUUUGGUCCCCAGGCAAGUGUGGAGAGAGCGCCUGGGGCUCUGCUGAAUGCUUUUAGGGUAUUAAACCCUGGCUUAAGAGCUUGCAGAGCAGGUGCAGCAGCGUCAGAACCCAACAUGGUGAAUAUGGCUGAAAGUUUAAAAGAGAUGGUGCACUGUAACUUUUAUAAGGAGGAGCCAUGUGAAAAUUCUGGCUUAGUUUACAUCUCUAUCACAAGAGGGCAGUACAGGCUUUGUGUGUGUGUGUGUGUGUGUGUGUGUGUGCGCGUGCUUUUGACCAUUUGAACAUUGUUAUUUAUCAGGCUUGAACUUGAACAUGUUGAUGUUACCUGGCUAAUUAUUCUCAUGAUAAAUUUGCAGUUGAAGUCUGAAGUUUACAUACACCUUAGCCAAAUGUAUUUAAACUCAGUUUCCCACAAUUCCUGACAUUUAAUCCCAGUAAAAUUCCCUGUCUUAGGUCAGUUAGGA